Molecule: messenger RNA, 1112 nt
Organism: Seriola dumerili (greater amberjack)
Lineage: Eukaryota; Metazoa; Chordata; Actinopteri; Carangiformes; Carangidae
Product: nuclear receptor coactivator 5-like
Exons: 8
Coding region: 111-1112 (333 amino acids)
Source: RefSeq, a predicted model, not a curated record
CAGAGAGGGUUUAGUGGAGGCACUGGUGGAAUAACGCUAGGAGAAAAUAUAUUUCCUUCCUGCGAUUACAAACUUUGGUUUAUUUAGGCGGAGUUGGAGUGCAAGACAACAUGUCGUCUUGGGCGAAAUCAUCUGCAGCUGCCCGGCGGCCACCAGCUAACCCAAACGGAAGUGCUCAACAAUUGCGUCUGUAUCGGAGAGCAGCGCCUUACCCCACCAGAGAGGAGAGGAGUGAAGAGCUCAAGGAUGCCCUGGAAAGUUAUGAGGAACUAGAGCAAAUGCAAAACUUCAGUGGAAGUGUAAAGUAUGAGGCAUACAAGCAUCAGCCGAAUGCCAAGCCAGAGGGCUCCACUCCAGCAGACAGACGUAAAGCCCUGUAUCAGAGGUUCUACAGACAGGUGCAGGAGGAGAGGAAACCGCCCGACUGCGUGGUGCUCUCUGUCACCAACCAGUGCCUGGAUUACCCCAAAUCGCUAAGCCAGUGCUUGCAGGAGCGUGGCCUGUCAGUGGAAAUGCUCUACCUUCAGGCGGAAUCAGGCCUAACCCGGGCCCUGCAGGAUGUCCGAGCAGACGGCUCCCCGUUAUGUAUUCUGGUGGAGCAGACAAACAUAGCUCUGUCCUCCUGCACUGUUAUCAUAUUCUCAGAAUCCCUCAAAAUCCAUCGCAAUAUGCCCAAAGACCAGGCCAUGGACUUUGUUGCAGCUGAGUACAGUCGUGGACUUGUCAAAGAGCGCCCGCCGAGGGACCCCGCAGACAUAGCAGCACAGGCAUCACAGCUGCUGGAUGACUUUCUUGAUCGAGAAAAGAUCGAGCGCCACAGUGUUCCGUCUGAAACACGGCAGCUCCUCAUGCUGUUAGCUGAGGGGGUGCAUCUCUACCCAGAGGAGCUGGAAACCAUCUCGGACUAUGUCCGUUCCCGGCAGGAGCACAUACAAGUCUCCAACAUUGAGGGGGAGAGAGGGAACAUGUUACCUCCGGGACUGGGAAAUCCACCUCCUCUGCUCCCUACUCCACCUGGGCCCCCUCAACCUCAGUCUGCAGGCGGAGGGGGGCCCAUGGUGGACCACUCCCCUCCUCCACCUGCACCUCUCUUGCCUUCACCAGUCCCCUGA